Nymphalis io (European peacock) is the source of this 961-nucleotide messenger RNA. RefSeq lists its product as uncharacterized. NCBI's taxonomy places the organism in Eukaryota, Metazoa, Arthropoda, Insecta, Lepidoptera, Nymphalidae. Bases 197 to 961 code for a protein of 254 amino acids. The record is from RefSeq and is a predicted model, not a curated record. The transcript is spliced from 5 exons.
AAAAAAUAAUGAUAACAAACAUGGCGUGCUGGUAGAGCGUCUCUAUAAUCUGUUUACCAUUUUGCUUUUUUUACAAUAAUUCAUAUCUGCGUUAUCAUAGUAUGCGGUUACUGAUAAAGGGACGAAGACUCGAUGUCGCUCGGAAUAGGAGGGGCCGGGGCGGCGGCGCUCGGCGGUAGAGGUCGAGGCGGGUGAUAUGCAAGCGGCGCCGGCGCGCUACGUGUCCGCGAGCGAGUUAUACUCGACCGACGAAGUGGAGCUGUUGCUAGAAGAGAUAAGAGAGCUGGAGCCGACUAGCUGUCGCGGCGAGGACGUGCAGGACUUCGAAAUCGCUGGCAGUGGGUGCGCGGGCGCGGGCGGUCGCUCGCCUGCCGGUACGGAGCUCACGGAGCGCUCGUGGGACUCGCACGCACACUAUUCGCGUGCUCCGCCGCCGCGCCCGCGCGCUCUCGCACCUGUCUACUGCCACCUCUCAUACUUGAUCACGCCGACGGGUGGUUUGACCUUUCUUCUAGUGCUGUGCUCUCUAUGCGUGUGCAUUUGCGUGUGGGGUGCUCUAGGACUACGUGCCGCGUCUGCCGCCAAGCCGCUGCUGUUCGGGGCACUCACUUCAUUCAUGCUACAUACCCUCCUCAUGUUGAUGCACAUCUCCUUGUUGGACGCAUUACUGCCCGUCGAUUGGAACAGAUUUAGCGGAAUAUCAUUCGCGUGGAGCGCGUCGUGGCUGAUCGGCGGCGCCGUCGCGCUGCUGGUGGCGCUGCCGGCGCCCGGCGCGCACUCGUCCGUGGCCUCCAUGCUGUACACGGCGGCCGGCUGCGCGCUGGGCGGCGCGGGCGUGGCGCUGCUGGGCGCGGGCGUGUGCGUGCGCGGCGGCUGCGCGCGCGCGGGCCGGGCGGGCUCGCUGCGCGCCGCCUACCGCGCCGUGCCGCAGGCGUCCACGUCGCGCGACCGCGCCUUAUAG